CGUGGGGGGCGGGGGCUUCCCUAAUGUGAGCCCGUGUGCUUCACGUACAGUCCCCGCCCGCCCGGGGGACACGCCUGGUGGCGACGUGAGCGCUCCCUGAGGUUGUGAGUGAAGGCGGGAGGACGAAGCCGAAGUUUCCUCAGUAGCUUUGUUUUCAGCGCGUGAACAACAACAACAACAACAACAACAACAACAGCAGCAGCAGCAGCAGCCACGGUGACAUGUGGAGAAGAGACCUGUCCGCUCCGCAGCGACUCGGUUAGAGCUCCUCCCGGGAUCGACUCUCCGUUUGCCGCCUGGUUUUGUUGUCUUCAACGCUAACCAGCGGAGCGACUCGUCCAAGUUGCUAAGCUAACGUUGGGUUUGUGACCCUCCAGGCUUCGGGUCAUUUAACGUCCACGGCUCCACUGGGUUUAAUUGAUUUUAACCGCGGGAUGGCGACGAGGAAGCCUAAAGACACUGAUGUCAGCCUCCCUUUUGCUGCACUUCAGCUUCUGGCCCCGCCCGUGCGCCUGGUGUCCGCAGCUUUCUGGAAGGUGCUGAAGCAGAGGGAUGUGAUGCAGUACGGGGUUGUGGAGGAGUUUGUGACAUCGGCCUGUGACACUGUCCCCGGGCUGCUCACCGUGAGGCACCAGGGCAAGCUGACACUGGGGCUGAGAGGACGGCUGAUCUUGGAGCUUCUUCGUACACAGCCUGAUGUGAAGGUGAUUGAAGCUCACAUGAAAAGGAUCCGCGCUCCAGCUGCCCCUUCGCCCUCCUUGUCUGCUGCUGUGAGGAAGGACGUAAAAAUCGCGAGGACAGUUGAAAGUUUCCAUUCAUUUGUUCACGCGAUGCUGACAGACCCAGCAGAGAGAGAACAGUUCUUCAAGGAGGAGUUUCCUGUGGAUUACGGUCCAAAGUUUGACGAGGAGCUGGAGAAGCUGCUGUGGGAGUUUUUGAUUCGACUGGACCAGUUGCUGCCAGUUCCCAACCUAGCUCAGACUGUGUCGUGGCUCAGUGAUGCCCCCCCCGUCCUUGAGGAGUGUGCGCGGUCAGCCACCCAGCCCCAGCUCCUCAACAUUUUGCUUCAGCAUCAAACCUGUCUGGGUCAUCUUGAGCCUGCAGCAUCUCUCCCUCCGAACAUGGGAGACUCCAUCCUGGAUUCACUUUCUCUGCCCCCGUCUGGAAGAGUCACUUCAAAUCAAGGAGGAGCCAAAACGUCUGCAGGGGAUCAGUCCAGGAGAGAGAAGACACCAUUUAUAACACCUGUAAUCGGACUAAUAUCUAACGAGGACGUACCGGUCAUGGCCUCAGCCAGUAGAAGAGCAUUUAGAGGCGACAAGCCAGCCACCUCAAAAGAUGCAACAAAAGACAGCUUAAAGUUCACUAUGGUCAAAGAGAGACAAAAACCCAAUGAUGCAGUGAAAGAGGAUGAGGAACAACUGGAGGGGGAGGGGGAGGGGGACGUCUCCAAAAGAAGCAGAGGAAUGAAACGCAAACAACCUGACAACAGACAAAGUGAAAUCAACGAAGAGGAGGAGGAGGAUGUUGCAGGUAUGAACAAAUCUGGAAAGAGGAAGAUUUACAGCGUCAGGCAGGGAGGCAGUGACCAGAGAACAAGUGAGAGUGAAGAGGAGCAGCUAAGCAGAGCAGCACUGGCAUCUGGAGUCCAAAAGCUCCACCUGCCUGAUGAUCCGUCCCUCUGCUCCCUUUUUGAGUGUUGUCUGAGAAAACAGCCCAGAAUCAUAAUCGACAAGCUGCCAGUGGCCUCUGCUAGUGCCAGGACGGGUGGAGGAGGAAGAUCCUUCUAUAAGGAAGAGAAUCAGAGGAGGAAGUCGCCGGUCAAAGCUCCGAUGCACAAAAGCACAAGCAACCAACUGGAAAAGCCCGACUCAGACAGUGCUGGCUCGGAUGAUAAAGAAAAUCAUCCUCUCUCAUCGAGUGUAAGCGGCUCUCCUCGCCGACGGACUUACACAGAGACUCUGGCCGCUGCAGGAGGCAGUGAAGACUACGUAGCUGAUUCUGAGGAUGAGGCGACAAAGAACUUCAAAGGGAGGCUGUUCAUAAAGCGCUACUACAAGACCAAACAUGGCACCUACGUUCCCACUCUGAGGGAGUACUGGAAACCUGGUGUGGCUCGGAGAGACUUGCUGUCUGCUGGCAGCAAACGCAGGUGAAGACACAGAUUUUUAUCGCCAGGAUUUGGACUUUGUGACGGAGCAACCAGUUACUUAUCUAUCAUGAUUCAUGCUGUAAUUGUUUUGAACCUCAAUACGUUGUGUGAUCAUGGAGAACCUGCCCUGAAAUUGCAUUGACUCUGAUUAUAAACAUUGUCAUGCAAACAUGAGUUUUUCCAUCAUUGAGAACAUUAGAGUACAGAUAAUGUGUAAAUAUAUAUCAGACAAUUUCUGUAACAAAUUUUUUUUUUCAUUUCACACAUGCUAAUGAAGGUUUUUGAAAUUAGAAAAAUGUGUCUUUGUACAUUAUGUUGCACGUCAUUCACUGUGACUCUAUCUGUUAGCGUUAGGUGUAAAAUGAAUGAUGAAAUGGCUGUAAAUUGUCUCAUUUAUUUACAAAUUGAAUAAAGGUUUAUCAAAUAUACUGCAAAGGUUCAAUUAAUUGUAGCAGCAAUUACAGAGUCAUCAUGCAUCAUUUGUUGAAACUGUCACGUCUUGAUUAAAAAUCUUAAUCACAGAACAUUAAGAAUACGAUGCAGAAUCUUCACUAACAGGUUGAUGUGGCAGUAAUC
Paralichthys olivaceus (Japanese flounder) is the source of this 2728-nucleotide messenger RNA. It is a transcript of the gene tinf2, whose product is annotated as TERF1 (TRF1)-interacting nuclear factor 2. The record is from RefSeq and is a predicted model, not a curated record. Gene Ontology annotation, biological process: telomere capping; regulation of telomere maintenance via telomere lengthening. Gene Ontology annotation, cellular component: shelterin complex. Gene Ontology annotation, molecular function: telomeric repeat DNA binding. Lineage: Eukaryota; Metazoa; Chordata; Actinopteri; Pleuronectiformes; Paralichthyidae.